This is a messenger RNA of Penicillium lagena, 1389 nucleotides long. Its product is annotated as neutral amino acid permease. Gene Ontology annotation, biological process: amino acid transmembrane transport. NCBI's taxonomy places the organism in Eukaryota, Fungi, Ascomycota, Eurotiomycetes, Eurotiales, Aspergillaceae. The record is from RefSeq and is a predicted model, not a curated record. The coding region runs from base 1 to 1389 and encodes 462 amino acids. Gene Ontology annotation, cellular component: vacuolar membrane. Gene Ontology annotation, molecular function: amino acid transmembrane transporter activity. The transcript is spliced from 8 exons.
AUGACCGUCCAGGUGGUAGACGCGCCACCCCCGUCUGAUCUGGAGGUUGGUGAGCUGCGCAAAGACAGCACCCAGGUCGAUCCUGAGUACUUGGAUGACGAGAAGGUCGCUUCGCCGCCGUAUCGGCAGGACCCGUAUGGCGAUGAGGAGUUCGCGGAGGUGAAGUACAAGGUGUUGAAGUGGUGGCAAUGCGGUUUACUCAUGGUCGCCGAAACUGUCUCCCUGGGUGUCUUGUCCCUCCCCGCCGCCGUCGCAGGCCUCGGUCUGAUCCCUGCAAUUAUCAUCCUCAUCGGUCUCGGCCUCCUCGCCACAUACACAGGCUAUGUGAUCGGGCAAAUGAAAUGGAGAUACCCGCACAUCACAACAAUGGCCGACGCCGGCGAGGUGAUUGGCGGCAAAUUUGGACGCGAGCUGCUCGGCAUCGGCCAGAUGCUGUUUCUGAUUUUCAUCAUGGCGAGCCAUCUGCUCACGUUCACGGUGGCGAUGAAUACCAUCACGGGCCAUGGGACUUGUUCGAUUGUGUUUGGGGUUAUGGGAUUGAUCAUCUCGUUCUUGUGCUCGUUGCCGAGGACAUUGGUGAAAAUGUCGUGGUUGUCUCUCGUUUCAUUCGGAAGCAUCAUGACCGCCGUCCUAAUCACCAUGAUCGGCGUCGGCAUCGAGAAACCCGACAUGCAUAUCGUGCCCGUCGUCCACACAGAUCUGUUCCACGGCUUCUCAGCAGUGUGCAACAUCGUCUUCGCCUUCUCGGGCCACGCCGCCUUCUUCGGACUGAUGGCUGAACUGCGCAAUCCUCGCGAUUUCCCAAAGUCCCUGUGUCUGCUUCAGGGCCUCGAUAUCUCACUCUAUCUCGUCGCUGCGCUCGUCAUCUACCGCUACGCAGGAGAUGAUGUCAGUUCGCCGGCACUGGGCUCUGCUUCGCCGGUUGUUGCUAAAGUUGCGUAUGGGAUUGCCCUACCUACAAUCAUCAUCGCUGGCGUGAUCAACGGCCACAUCGCAUUUAAAUACGUCUACACGCGCAUCUUCAGCGGAACAGACCGCAUCCACAAGCGCGACUGGGUGGCCAUCAGCUCGUGGGUGGGCAUCGCGCUGGCCCUGUGGAUUCUCGCGUGGAUUAUCGCCUCUGCUAUCCCCGUAUUUAGCAGUUUGCUCAGCUUGAUCACGGCACUGUUUGCUAGCUGGUUUAGCUAUGGAUUGAGCGGUAUCUUCUGGUUGUACAUGAAUAAGGGUCUUUGGUUUUCAUCUCCGCGCAAGAUCGCGCUUACGGUCCUUAAUUUUACGCUCGUGGGUAUUGGCGCGACUUUGUGCGGUCUCGGCCUUUAUGUCUCUGGCAAGGCUAUCCAUGAUAACCCGAGCAGUGCCAGUUUCUCGUGUGCGAAUAAUGCGACAUAA